GACAUGCGGUUCCUUUGAAUGUUGGUAUGUACGCAAUUGAUGAGCAUUGUCAGCCUUCAGUCAGCAAGCAACAUUUUAGGACUGACCGUUUUCAUGGACUUCGAUCUCUCCGAAAUUUCACAGAUUCGUAUUAAGAAGCCAAAGACCAACCAACACUGUCGGGGAAUCGUUAUCAUUUCACGCAGAGAUGUCGGACUGGCAGGGGAACAGGCGGUGGGUAAUCGUCCUCGCGUCGUCAUUUACCAUCUUCAUUGCAGAUGGGUGUUUGUCGACUGUAGGCCUCUACUUAUCACCGUUGAGAGACUAUUUCGGCUGUUCCAUGGCAGAAAUCAGCGCAAUCGCAAGUCUGGUUGUGCUGUUUUAUCAUGUCGGCGGCCUAUCCGGAACUGUUGUCAACCGACUCGGCUACAGAACCGUGGUUGUGGUUAGCGGUUUCAUGGCUGCACUUGCAAUGUUCGUCAGUAGUUUCACGUCUUCCCGGAUACUACUAGGAUUCACAUUUGGAAUCGUUACCGGAUUUUUCUCAGGAUCACCCUACCCGGGAUGUUCCUUGGCAGUCGCCUCCUACUUUGACAAGAACUACACCACAGUUUGGGGCAUAACUUCUGUUGGUACCUCUCUUGGCGUAGUCGUCCUACCGCCAUUGACCCAGUACCUGAUCGAUCAUUACGGGUGGAGAGGCGCUAUGGUGCUUUCCUCGGGAAUCAUGGGCCAAGUGCUAGUCAGCGGCAUGCUCCUGCGUCCUGUCAUGAAGAAGAGACGCCCUCUACGACGAAUGUCUUGUAAUCGGUCCCAGGAUUGUCUUGACGAUCAAAUAACCCACCUGGGGACCAUGAUAGGUAGCUCGAUUUCUGUUUCAAACGGAAAAACUCUACAAGAGUACUCAAAGGUUAUACAAAGCGUUAGUGACGACUCGACAAAUCAACUAGAUAAUCACAAAAUAUGUGAUCACCAUCAACAGCUACACAAUGACAAAGGACAUGAAGGAAGUCCAAAAAUGCUUCUUGACUCGCAAGGUCGAGCAGUCAAGAAGACAGAACUUGAUGACGAAGACGAUGUAGUUUCCGAUGGCAGCGACAUUGUCAAAGUCUUGAACCUUAAGAUGAGCUCCGAAUCUGCCUGCACAAGAAUCUGCUACACUUUAGGUGUCCCUCUGAUGCUACAUAGUUUCAGAGUUGCCCUCAUCGUAUUAUCACAGUUCACUAUCGGCAUGUGCUUCAACUUCCUCCUCAGUCACCUACCUGGUAGCUUAGUCAAUCGUGGUGUGAGCAGCCAGACUGCUUCUUUGUUCAUAUCUCUCAUCGGGAUCGGAAGCGUGGUUGGUCGAGCGGGAUACGGGUUCCUGGUUGACUUUGGCUGCAUAUCAGCUAAAAACCUCUAUGGCAUUAGUAUGGCGAUAUUGGGAUCAUGCGUUAUGUUAUACCGAGUAAUUCAAACGUAUUGGAUGUACGCCAUUAUGUCAUUCGGUGUUGGUGCGUCCAGUGGCAUCGCUUUUGCUCUUGAGAUCGUCCAGUCACGUGUGUAUGUAGGCAAAGAACAUAUGGGAAGAGCCAUUGCUUUGAUAUUCCUAUCACAUGGUACUGGUGGAUGUGUUGGCCCGAUCCUUGGCGGAUGGGCUUUUGACGUCACCGGAAGCUACGAUUAUCCAUUUUACGUAUUUGGUGGAAUUGUUGUUCUUUCAAGCUUCAUGUUCCUACUCGAACCAAAACUGGGUGAGUUGGAGGCAUAUCGAGCAUCGAAGAUAUUACAAGAUCAUCAUGACGUAAAGAUAACAGAUGGAUGUGACGGAGAAAAGGAGACGUUUGUUUAAAUCCGAAGAAACAUUUUUAACAUGUACCAUUUUAUUUCUGUUAUUAAAGUUCUUUCCGUUCAUAUUGGACGAAUUUUGUGUUGUCGAGGAUAGUUCUUGUUAUAUAUACGUGUUUUUACGAUUAAACCACCCUAAUAUCCUUUAAA
Molecule: messenger RNA, 1956 nt
Organism: Lytechinus pictus (painted urchin)
Lineage: Eukaryota; Metazoa; Echinodermata; Echinoidea; Temnopleuroida; Toxopneustidae
Product: monocarboxylate transporter 14-like
Exons: 6
Coding region: 188-1810 (540 amino acids)
Biological process (GO): monocarboxylic acid transport; transmembrane transport
Cellular component (GO): plasma membrane
Molecular function (GO): monocarboxylic acid transmembrane transporter activity
Source: RefSeq, a predicted model, not a curated record